Hemicordylus capensis (graceful crag lizard) is the source of this 3968-nucleotide messenger RNA. It is a transcript of the gene CATSPERE, whose product is annotated as catsper channel auxiliary subunit epsilon. The coding region runs from base 218 to 3100 and encodes 960 amino acids. Lineage: Eukaryota; Metazoa; Chordata; Lepidosauria; Squamata; Cordylidae. The record is from RefSeq and is a predicted model, not a curated record. The transcript is spliced from 22 exons. Gene Ontology annotation, cellular component: sperm principal piece; CatSper complex. Gene Ontology annotation, biological process: sperm capacitation; flagellated sperm motility.
GGGAAGCGUAGUCGCUGUUUCUCUCAUCAUGCGGGAGGGGUAGCUCGCUCACCUAAGGGCUGCAACCAUAGGCUAAUACGAUUCAUACGAAGCGAGCGCGAGACAGCGUCGGUUGCUAGCAGCGGUUUGGGGAUGUUCAUUGGGUAGUGCAGAUGGCGCGUUUUGUGUUCCGGCUUGGGGACAUCGGACUCGUAUUACUUUACCUUUGGCUGAGCGGAUGCUGGGCGUUGUGGAGGUGCGGGAACGAAUGUAUACAACAAACUCUGGGAACUAUCGUAUCUUUUCUACAAGAACGACUAUACAUUUAGAAUAUGAAGGGACCCAAUUUCAGGAAUGGGAUAUUGGUUCGUUUUGUACGGCUGUUGAUAAAAAACUUUUCCCUUGCUGUAGUGCACCAAAAACAACAAUCCAUUGUACAAUUCCUGGAACUCAUACAAUUAAACCAGUAGUUACUAAUCCGACAUUUGAGGAUAAUGAACGCUACUUAUCUAUAAUUUCUGAUGUGAAUUGUUUUUUGUGGUAUAUUCAUCAAAAAACAAGCACAGUACAAGAAACAUACGUUGAAUUGCAGGAUAUAAAAGCAUGGGUAUUUGAUCCAGAAAAUGCAGAUGACUCAGAACUGAAAAAUACUGCAACUUCACCACCUGAAUAUUCAGAGACACUUAGCAAGCAGUUCUUGAAUUUGGGACAGAGACCUGUUAUUGUGACAUUUCUCAGAAAAAUCAGAUACCAUGAAAAAUCAUAUGAAGCAGGGGUCUGGACGCUUAGUGUGCCUACUGUAUCGGAUGACAUUGUUGCAAGCAUUUAUGGAAGAGCAUUUACUUUUCAGGAUUGUUUUGUUCUUGAUACUCCUUUUACAAUUGCCCAGCUAAAGUUUUCUUUUACUUCUGAACCAAGUGACUUCUCCAUCACUCUUCCAGCUGGUAGUAGUGCCAUAGUAAGAUGGGCUGCAUGUGUUCCAACAGCAGCAGUUUUAUUGACUGAUUUUGGUACUUUCCACACAACCGAUGGAUUUAUAACUUCACAGGAAAUCAAAUUUCCACAGGAAAUUUUAGAUAUAGCCCUGAGUAACAUGGUAAAAGCAGUGUCUGUAGUUUUUCGAGAAGCUUACCUUUUAAUAGGGGAUAUGGUUUAUAAGAUAUCAGAAUACGACAUUUCAAGUCUCGAAGAAGAUGAGGAGCUUCCAGACUCAGGAAUAAUUGGAAUACGGUCAAGAACUUGGUGUGCAUCUGCAUACCCAGUUGAUGAACAUGCAUUAAGUGAACUACUUAUAUGGACAGAAAAUGAAAUUUACCAAGGAUUCAGUGGUGAUGAGUAUAAACUGUUGGAAAAUACAGCUAAUUUAAAGAGACACCUGAAAUUACGAGAAAAUAUUGAUCUAAAAAUAGUUGCCGCUUGCUAUGACUCACUUUCUAGUACAAUUUUAACACUGCUAGAGUGUACGAGGUGCACAACCACCCCAGUUUUAUACUUGGCAGCAUACGAUGAAGAAAGACAACUAUGGUUCUUGAGAGAUUUGUCCCUACCUCCACCUAUUAAUGUGCAAAUAGAAGUAGUAUAUUCAGCAGCAACAUCUAUGGUGAUUUGGGGUGAUGAUAAGAUCUAUUAUAGUUAUAAAGGAAAUAAAGUCAAUGGUUAUCUUAAAGUGUCUAAUACAAAGGAAUUUUCAGCAGCAUCUGAAGGAAGCACUAUUCAUCAAAUUAUCAUGGAUUAUGGUGGGAAUGCCAUAAUAAAGAUGAAGAAUAAUGUCCUAUAUUUCUUAAAAAUUGAAAUGACAGACACUGUGAAGCUUGCUGCUUGGGAAAGUGAACGUACACCUUGUAUCUUUUAUUUUAAUCCUUCUGGUGGUAUGUAUUUGCUGACAUUCAAGGGUACUACUAUACAUCGCCAGACCUAUCCACUGAAAUUAGAAGUAUAUAGUACUAUAUACAGUUCACAAGAUGAAGUCUGUCCAUACAUAUCAUUUCAAUAUAGUAUGGAUUUUGAUCAUUAUUAUCUGGACAAAGGACAAAACAUAACUUUUUGGACUCAAAUCGUCUUUCGGGAAAAUGAGGGCUUAUCUACAGAUAUUGAAAUUAACAGGCCAGAGCUGCUGAAGGAAAAAACAUAUACUCAUUAUGAAAUUGCUCGUGGAAUCUGCACUAAGAAUCUGACAAUGACAUUUUAUCAUGACCAGGAUUACUCUGAAGUGGAAAAUUAUACAGAGGAAAUGCUUAAAUCAAGUGGUGUUAUGACAGUUGAACUGCAACCUUCUUCAACUGGAAAAACAUGUAUAUCAAAGAGCAGGAUUGCUCACAUACGUGUUGGUUGCUAUCCAAGCAGAAGCCUGGUCAUUGAAAGCACGAGACCAACAACUUGUGAGCACUUUAACUUCACUAUACCCAAGCAAUCUACGUGGCAUGAAGAGAAAGACGUGGUAGUAGACUAUGACAUGUCAUACGGUUGCCCAAUAGAAGUCCAUUAUGCUCUGCCAUUUCGUCCACUUCUUGCUUUAUAUAUAGACAAGAUGCGUAUUAGUACCGUUGAGGCAAACUAUGUCUUGUGGGAGGUUAAUGGCAGAAAAGACUUUUCUUACAACACGACUAUGGAAGACGUGCAUUGUUCACAUAAAGCACAGAACUGGACUGGGUUGCUCCGUAACUUGGACAUGACAUACAGAACAGCAGUUAAACUAUCGGAUGAGAGAUUCCUUUCAAUUUGGGGACCACAUAAUUACAAAUCCUGUUUUACAACAGAAGAUGAAGAUAUACGAGACUUAAAGCAUCCAUAUGAGAUAAUGAACAGCUCUGGCAUCAACUCUAUCAUUUGGCCUCAGUACUAUACUGGCAUUUAUAUGUUCAAAUUGAGGGUACUGGACCCAAAUUUCAGUUUUUGCGAUAUAGUUGUGAAAUUUGCUGUCCGUACAUUUGGUGUCACUGAAAGAACAAGUUUUCUCAGGAUUGCUGGUUGGUCUGUCUUGUUAGUAACCUUUAUUUUGGGAUGGCUUGUCUGCAGUUACUUCAGAUAUACAAAGAUAUUUCAGAAACUCAGUUACGUUGAUCCUCUGCAGUCCUUUCAGGGGGUUCAUGGACCUCUUUCUUCAUCAGAGGCAGCACAUUAAUAACAUCUAUCUUGUAAACAGGUUUUAAGAAAUAGUGUAAUAUUUUCACUUAAUUUCAGAUUUAAAAAAAAUAGAUCUAAGACAAAUUUUCCAUAAAAACAUUUCCAUGAGAAUUUCAAAACCCAUUCUACUAUUGUAUCUGGGAGAUACUACAAAAUAAUUCCUGAGCCAAUUAUUCCUGAGGAUUGUAAUUGGGUAAUUUAUGCUGUAUUUGGGGGCAGAUGUUUGCAUGCAGUAGUUUCUUCCUUCUGGCUUCCUCCAUUAUUCUCGUCCUGCCCUCAGAAGUCUUUUAACAGUAACACUAGUACGGGGGAUAGACAUCUACAGUAAUAGGGACAAUUGUGGGUACUUGUGCACUACUAGCUUCUAGGUGCUUUUGCAAAGUUGCUACAAGCCGGGGACCUGGGUGGACUGGGGAGAGAAAAUGAUAGCCCAUUUGACAGAUACACCUAAGACCACUGAAAUCUAUGGUCUUAGUCACACCUAACAUUGCCUAAUAUGGAUUGCAUGACAAAAUUUUUAUAGCACACAAUAUACAUUUCUAGGACUUCAUGUCAGAAUUUAAAGUCAGUACUAAUAUUUGUUUUGAUCUAUUGUGUUAUGGAACUCAAACAGUAUACAAUAUAGUUUAUUAUCUACUGUAUAGAGAUCUACUUAAAAUCUACUUGCUCUUACUACUUCUAAAAAGAAUUUCCCUGUAAAAACUUCAGGAUAAUCCAAUUGCUUGUACAAUUAAAAAUUAUUUCUAGCAGUUUCCUUCAUAAUUUUAAUGUUACAUGUAAAUGUAUAAAGUAUGUUCUGCCCAUUGCAAUUUUGUAAUAGAUUCUGUAAUGUAGCUGAGAAAUGAGAAAUAAAAAAUAAAACAUGA